AUGGCCGCCAAAAUGCGGACGUUGCACUCAAUUGGCCAGCAGCGCGGACGAGCCAUCUAGCCUUUAUAUUCACCUUAUUCCGCCACGCCCCUUUUUAAUUCUUCGCUCUUCCGCAUUUUGUCAACCGACUUCCGCUGCUAAUAUGGCACAGUGCAUUCGGUGGUUAGUUUGGGGGUUAGAAGAUUGUUUGUAGUUCACUAUAACUUUAGCCAAAUGACAAAUAUCGCCCAGAUAGCACACGUACGUCACGGAGAUGUCUGCGCGAUGUCUUGUUUUUCGUCUGGAAGACGUAUUAUUUAGGGCGUUUGCUCAUCUGGAAGGCGUCGCCGAGACGUCCGACCCAGCUGUUUGCCAGACACCCAGCAGAUCUUUACAAGAUGUAUGUUAUUUAGAACGAUGGCGAGCCGCCGUUUCCCAGAUCUUUACAAGAUGUUAGAACGGCAAGCCGCUCUUUCACAGAUCUUUAGAAGAGCUUUAAAAGAUGCGCAGCCGCUCUUUCCCAGAUCUUAAGAAGAGCUUUAAAAGAUGCGGAGCCGCUCUUUCCCAGAUCUUUAGAAGAGCUACGAAAGACGGUAAGCCGCUCUUUCCCAGAUGUUUGUAGAUUACAAGAUCCCUCAUGUGGAAUUUGAUGUUGUUCAAAUGUAUUCUACUAAUCAUAUUAUUAUAAUUCAGCUUAUGUGUGCCUUUACAAAAUUGAUUCCUGUGCUGAAAAUAUGAGGGCUGUCUGUGUGUGUGUAAAGGCUGCAAGGUCGUGGUUUCGGUUGAACCAAGGACCGACCUUGCAGCUGCUGGUGAUAGCCAAAAUAAGAACAACGCUGGAAGGAGAAAACACACAGACAAAAGAAAUACAUGCUUUUGAUAUUAAUUCACUAAUAAUCAUUCAUUUCCAGAUUAUUACAUAUAGAAGUGUUUGGAUUUAUAAAAUUAAAUGUUGUCAUGAAUAUUAAUGUAUUAAAAUAUAUAAAUGAUUAUGCCUUUGUGCCCAUGAAUAAUGUAGAAGAUUGCCCUGUAAUAAGACAUCGCCAUAUAAGGAUGAAAUGCUCUAGGGCACAAGGUGUUCUGUAUGUUUGUGUGUUAUAUACCCCCACAGGCCGAAGCAGGGUGUAGUAAUGGAGUCAGAUAAUGAGAUGAGAACCGCCUGUUAUGGGGAGGAGAGAUUUGAAGAAAGAACGACGUCACAUAUCAUAUAAAUAUUCAUGUAUUUCCAUAAGCUGGGGUUGGUUGCUUGCCACAUGGGGCCUUGAAACAACCCAGCGCUGUAAAACUUUUUCAUAUCUGAUCAAUAAAUAGCUUAUUUUUUAAGACCGUGUCUUUCCUCUAAUUAUGAACAUGCAAUGGACCCUUAAAGUCCAACAAUUGGUGACCCCGACGUUCUUUGGAGGGAAAGGAGAGAGUGAGAGGAAGGACGGUUUCACAUUGAAGAAACCAGAGUAAGGGAGGGCUCCAUUUCAACACAAAAAGAGCGCUCUACUAAAAUAAGGUAAGCAGAAACCUGUUUUAUCAAAUUCUGCUAUUGGAUAUAAACCAAAUUGAUUGUGUUGACGUGGAGAUCCAAACUGAACUUAAAUAAUUGAAUAAAAGAUCAGAGUGAAAAACUUUAAAUUUUUUAAAUCAGUGGGAGAAUAUUUUUGGGUUUUUUAUAAGAGAAUGAUAAUGGUAAAAUUGGGUUGGAGUCCCUUACUGUAUUAGACAGUAUAAAGUACCAACCAGGUUGAAUGGUCCUUUGGGUGAAAGGUCCCAUAAAGGUAAAUUUGGGUUGGAGUCCCUUACUGUACUAGACAGUAUAAAGUACCAACUAGGUUGAAUGGUCCUUUAGGUGAAAGGUCCCAUAAAGGUAAAUUUGGGUUGGAGUCCCGUAGUAUUUUAGAUACUACUAAGUACCAGUUGAAUUGUGUGAACCGGUUUUUAAAACUUUUAUUGAUGUAAUAUAUCUUAGGCUUGUGAAUAUUCUUUACGUAAUUGUGUUGAUUAUAACAUUGUUGGUUUUAUUGAUCUGUGAAUAUUUUACAAAAUGGCAGAGUUUCAAAAGAAAUGUGAUGAGUACGAUUGUCCACCAGUGUACAUACAAUGGCAAAAAAUGGUAAAACUGCUGAUGGCCCAAACUGAUCCGAAAGAUGUUAAAAAAAGACAAAAGGAAAUUGAAUUGGGGUGGAAAAUAUUAAGAGAAGAGAACUGUUGGGAGGCUGAGGAGAGAAAGAAGGUUCCUCUUGCACCUAUUGUUUUUGCUAUGGAACACAGAGUAGUACAUAAAAUUGAGACUGUACAGAAAGAAGGGAAAAAAUGGUUUGGUAAAGGAAAAAGUGUGACAGGCCUAGAGAAAGAGUUACGAUUGUGGACUAAGUUGGCUGUGGUAGCUGCCGCUAUGCAGGCUAUAAAAUCAAAGAAAAAAGGGGAAGUUGACAGUGGUGCAGCUGCAAAGCAAGAGGAAGCUGAAACCGGAAACAGUCAGCCAGAUUCAGGUGUGACGCAUACGGCUCCUCCUUCAGCCCCACCCCUAGUGAAAUCGAUCUACCCCUCUUUGCACACACCUCCGCUGUAUGAGGCAGCCAAGGCCCCGAUGCAACAGCCUGUGUUUCAAAUUAAUAGCGGUCAGGUAGAUGUAGAGGACAGUGAUGAACUAAAAGAAAUAAAACAUGAGCUGUACAAAUUAAGACAAACUGUCAUUAAACAGGGAGAGUUUAUGUCUUCUCCCAGGAGGUCUAGGGUUGUUGAAAAACCCAUUGAUUUCUUGCAGCCAUAUACACUAAAGACACCAGUGAUACACCCACCCAGCGGUAGUGGUGUACAUGUUACACAUGAAGCAUGUGGGGGCUUUGAGGGUGAUCCUAUAGUUAGUCCCAACAUAGACAAUGAGGAAGAGGAAGGCGUUGAUGACCGCUCUGAAGCCAGUGAACAGAAGGAACGCGGUGCACACUACAAAGCACCAAGUGGUCGUAGUAAUGGUUCAGAACCAUCGGUACCCUUAAGAGAUAGCAAAGAACAAAGAAGGGUGACAGGUAUGCAGAGGGAAUUGAAACAGUUAAGAAGUAUGGUAUUAGAGCAGGAUCGUGAAAAGCAUCACCUAAUACAUUCAAAGGAACCCUUAAAGGUUACCAUGCAAGGUGAGAUGUUUCUUGAAAGGUCAGGCACCAGGUCUGGUAUAAACUACCACCCAACCAGUGAACACCCACCACAGACUAAAGUGAAUGCAGAGAGAUCAGACAUAGACAAUGAACGAGAACAUCAAUUUAAUCAGUGGAUAACAUCCCACCAAAUAGCAAACAAGCCACCACAAGUACAGCCGAACGUAGUCCCCACACCCACCGCACAGCUUUUUGGAGAUAGGGAACAAAAGGAGGUAGAUGGUACACAAUAUCCCAUAGUGUUGCACAAAGGAACUAAAAAAUAUCAACCAUGGACACAUAGUGAUCUCACUGCUAUAAUGAGUAAACUCCCACCCAUCACUAGUGGAGGGGGCAGAUGGUUAAAUAAACUAACCACUUUAUGUCAUGGCACAGUACUGGCUCUGGGUGACAUCAGGUGUCUUUUGGGUCAAAUUUUAACCAAUGCACAAGUAAAAGAUUUUGAACAAAACGCUGACAUAACAACAUAUGACAAUGACACGGCAUACAACACAGUGAGUACCGCAAUAGGUAAAGCUUUGAGGGCGCAGUUUCCUACUCCACCAACAGUAUAUCAAAACAUUAAGUUUAAAAUCAAACCAGAUGAGACAGGGGCAGCUUACUACUUUAGGUGUGCUGCAGAAUGGGAACAGCUAGUUGAGGAAAACAGUAUAAACAAUCCAGUUACCCGUGAUGUUUUUAGAUCAGCAGUAAUGGCAGGUGCCCCACCGGGUGUAAAACAAAUCAUGGAAAAUAAUCCAGAUAUCCCCAUAGCCAACAAUGACACAUGGGAAAGACACCUAGUAUACCAUACAGACAGGGCCAUAGACAAAACAAAUAAAGACCUUGCAGAAGUAGAUAAGCUUAAGAAUGAGCUGUUAAAGCUACAGCUAGAACAGGCCAAGCAAGCUAACACAAAAAAGAAACAAAUGCCACAGCAGGCCCAACCAAUCACCACCACAGCUACACCGCAUGCCCCACAGCCUAAUCAAUAUCCCAAUCCAUACCCUUAUGGCCCACAAGACCCGUAUACAGGACCACCAUAUAUGGGAAACCCAUGGGGAGGUUAUCAGCAAAACAGAGGAGGCCCUAGGGGAAGGGGUGGACCCAAUAGGGGUGGUUAUGGUGCUUUUGGUAGGAAUGCAUGUUAUGUGUGUGGACAGGAAGGACACUGGGGACGAAAUUGUCCUAACAUUUGGUCACAGCCUCAAAAUUCAGGUGCUAGCCCACUUAACGGACCACCUGCGGGGGGAUGGGGUCCCCGAGGAGGUGGGGCCGGGCAUGGAGCCGGUGACUAUGGCAGGGGGUCACCGACACAGCACAACCUACCACAACCAAAUUUAAUGGCGCCUAUGCACCCAACAUGGGGCCAAUGGGGUGGUGCGGAUGAAUGAAGGGGCACACAGGAACCCACCAUGAGAGGAAUGGCUGGGCCUCUCAUGGAAAUAGUGGUGAACCACACCACUAAGAGCCCUAGUGGAUAAUGAGCCUAAAUAGUCCACCGUAACAAAACAAAAAAAAAGAAAAUUUUAACAACGGUGGGGAUAAUGGGUUUCUGGUAGAAUUGAAAAGUGACUAUUAACAAAUCAAUUACCCAAUAAGGUAGCAAACCAGUCUAGUUCGCACGCAUUUCUGUAUUCCUCCAACACACUAGUUAAUAAUAGAUAGGGACCUAGAAAUUACUAUGACCUGUCAAUAUUGUAAUGUGCCCCCGGACGGACAGGGAACAAAUGAAUGGCUAAUUAAACCAUGGAGAGACAGAGCCUUAUGUCUGGCCCAGGACCAGAGAAAGACAUGCUGUCAUUUUUGGGCCUUAUAAACUUCAGCAAACAAUAGAUAACAAGGUAUGCACCAAUAUACAAAACGGUGUCAGAGAGAAAGUCUACCAAAAUCCUGGCCAGUCAAACCUAAAAUUAUGUCCAUGAGGGUGUAAACAUGACUGAUCUAAUCACUGAGGGUGAGCCAUAUAACUGCAUACCAUUGACUAAAAAAAAAAAAAAAAAAAAAAAAAAAGCAAACAAAUUGAGAGAUGGUUUGUUUGCGGUACCACUGACAACUACCCCACCGGUAAUCACACUGUUUACAGAUGGUUGUUGUUUCAGAGCAUCAGAUGGUACGCUGAAGGCAGGGUUUGAUGUGGUUGAACAGGUUGAGGGUGAUUUUGAGACUAGAGUGAGUGGUAAAUUGGAGGGUAAGCAGUCAGCACAGACAGCUGAAAUGAUAGCUGUUAUCAAAACCUUGCACUACACUGGUGAAGAGAGGGUGAUUUUUUAUAGUGACUCUGCAUAUGUGAUUGGUACAGUAUAUAUGGAACUGCCAUAUGGCAGAUAGGUGGGUUUGAAACCAGGAAAGGCCGGCCUAUAAUAAAUAAAUGCUACCUGACAUAUAAUAAAGGCUGUGAAGGUACCUAAUGAAGUGGUUGUUGUCAACUGCCUAAUAAGCCACUUAUAUCCCCAACCAUGGUUUCCCAAGACAAAGUUAGAUCUGACAAACUGACAAACACGCACUGGAAUUGACAUAUAGUUUCGGGGCUGCUUAUCACCCCAAUGCCAGAGCAAAGCUGAAAUAAUGAACCUGACUAUGACAUUAAAACUUGACUUGACAAAAUCUGUGCACAGACAAAAAUAACAUGACUUGAGGUAUUACCUAUUGCAUUAAUGUCUAUUCGCUCUUCUGUUAACAGGAUUUCUGGUUUCACAUCCUUUGAAUUGCUUACAGGUCGACAGUUUCCAGGCCCACGGAACGCCUUGGUGUAGGAUCCAAUCCUGCCACUAACUAAUGAUGUUUAUUUUUACAAACUAACUGCUCUGAUUAAACAUUUUUCCUGCCAGGCUACCACACAACGAAAUUGGGACAACGACCAAGCUGUUACAAAUGAUGAUUGAGUGAAGGUGAAGGUGUUCAGACGGUGCUGGGCCGAACGGAGACGGUCCAGGCUACCGAGAAGUAAAAGCAGAAACCUAACAUUGUGUCCAGCCACAGGUCAAAGGCGACACAUGGUUCCAUCUCUUUUUGUGUUCCAUGUGAUUCUCCCAGCAGGUCUCUCACAGAAACAGGUGUGGACCUGAGGACUCAGGUCCAAGAGAGGGAGAGUGUUGAAAGUGAAAGUGAAUCACAGGAAGUGAAACAUCAGGGGUAACACUCGCACAACACCAACAAUAAAGUCAACAAACACUCUGUAAAAUUGUGCAUAAAAAAGGUGAAAUUUUUUCCAGCCCAGCAACAGAACCACAAAAGGUUGUAAGACAGAACAAACACACAGGUGAAUGUGCAGUUACCCAUGAGGACGACGGCAGAUUGAUUUUUCAUUUAACAAAACAAAAUUGUACUGAUUUACCAACAUAUGAGAAUUUUACCCACAGCCUCAGAUGUAUGAGAGAGUGGUGUGAGAAAGAAAACAUAACAAGUGUAUCCACUCCACGGCUGGGGUGUGGCCUGGAUAAAGUGGAUUUCCACAAAGUCAAAGUGCUGGAAAUCCUGACAGAAGUGUUCAGGGACCUGAACAUCACAAUUACUGUUUAUUCAUUAUAACCUGGGUAGCUACAUAUCAUAUUGACCUUUGAAUUUCUUAAGUUUCUUAUAUAAUCUUACAUUUCAAUGUUUCCUUUUGAAUUUAAUUUCUAAGUUUCUUAUAAAAUUUUACAGUAUUAAUUUUACAUUUUAAUUUGUUUUCCUUUUUGAACUUACGAUUGAUAUUUGAGUAUUAGCCAAUAGGCAUAAGUGUAUUUUUUCCACAGAGAUGAAGCUAUAUGGAGAUUGCAAGGUUCUGUGGGCCCUAGGGGUUAUAGCUGCAAUUAUAAUCACCAUAAUAUUUAGCAUAAACAAUGGAAAUAAUCUGAAAAUUGACAACAGGUCCAAAACAACACCACAAGAUCAGUGCUUAAAGAGAUAUGGGGGAAUCGAAUUCAAUUACACAAAAAAUUCAACGACGUUAUGAACCUUUGAUUUAUGCAGUGUGAUAGACUGUGGAGGGCAAUAGUAACCUCUAUAGUAGUGUCCAUUGGAGUAUUUGUGGCCAUACUGGUCACUUGUGGAUGUUGUUGUGUCCCUUGCCUCAGGUCUCUGUGUAACAGAUUGAUAAUAUCUGCAAUAGAAAAGAAAGAUGAUGCACCCCCGCCAUAUAGUAUGCCCCUAUUAGGCCUACAGAACCUGGAUGAGGAGGACGAAGAGAAUGUGUGACCUCUUUCAGAGGUCAAGAGAGGGAAUUGUGGAAUUUGAUGUUGUUCAAAUGUAUUCUACUAAUCAUAUUAUUAUAAUUCAGCUUAUGUGUGCCUUUACAAAAUUGAUUCCUGUGCUGAAAAUAUGAGGGCUGUCUGUGUGUGUGUAAAGGCUGCAAGGUCGUGGUUUCGGUUGAACCAAGGACCGACCUUGCAGCUGCUGGUGAUAGCCAAAAUAAGAACAACGCUGGAAGGAGAAAACACACAGACAAAAGAAAUACAUGCUUUUGAUAUUAAUUCACUAAUAAUCAUUCAUUUCCAGAUUAUUACAUAUAGAAGUGUUUGGAUUUAUAAAAUUAAAUGUUGUCAUGAAUAUUAAUGUAUUAAAAUAUAUAAAUGAUUAUGCCUUUGUGCCCAUGAAUAAUGUAGAAGAUUGCCCUGUAAUAAGACAUCGCCAUAUAAGGAUGAAAUGCUCUAGGGCAGGGGUCCCCAACCUUUUUUACACUGCGGACCGGUUCCAGCUUUAAAAAACAUCCGCGGACCGGGGGGUGAGGUUGAGGGGGGGGGGUGUUGGUCGCCGAGUUGCUGUUCAAACAAAGUGCUGAAAAUUCUCUUUUUGAAAUGUAAAACGUUUUAAACGGAAUAAACAUAACCUUGCAUUAGGAAAAUGAAUAAUUGCUUUAUUUAUAGUAUAUUUUCUAUAGAUGUGUAAAACCAUAUUUUGGCAGAUUGUUUUUUUACUUUCAUUGUUUCACUAGUUUACCUGUCCAUUUAGUCUUAAUAAUCAAUGGUAAAUGAACUUGGCUUGCUGUUCUCGGAGGCAGUUCGAAUCUUGGUCGGGCUCGAGCCCCAAGUCCAAGUAACAGAACAAAAAAAAAAUGCAGUGAAGGAGGAGAGAUGCCAGAAGAAUUGCGGCUGGGCGCAGAGGCUCACGUUUACCAUAUGAUUUUAAUGAUGAUUGACAGUUUAGGUUCCUUUUCAAACCUACGUUAAAAGCACAGCCGUUAAAAUAUGAUUAAUAGUUUAUUAUGAUCAUGGUGCCACGAUCGCUGGAUAAUUCUGAAGUUGUUUUAAAGAAGAAUAAAAUAAUUACUUUUCAGUCAUUUGCGAUGCCCAUGUCACACAGUUGAACGUCUCCGCGUAUUUACAUGAUUUGCGAGGUACAUUUGCAAAUUAUUCAUAAAGUUAUAACUCUGCAAUUCUUUGAUCGAUUGUGUUUUAGAAGUAUGCUCAAAACUCUAAUGACAGCAAUGUGAUCGCUGAUGCGCUGGUAGAGAGAGAGACCAAGAAAAAGAGAGAGCGCGACUCUGUACAACAGUGGAAAUGAUCGAUGUUAUUUGAAGUCGGCUCUUAAAGUACAAAAUACCCGAUUAAGCUAUUACGUGGCUAUUAUUAAAAAAAAAUCCGGGACGUUCUUGCGACCCGGUGGCAACUUGUCCACGACCCGGUUCUGGGUCGCGACCCGGUGGUUGGGGACCUCUGCUCUAGGGCACAAGGUGUUCUGUAUGUUUGUGUGUUAUAUACCCCCACAGGCCGAAGCAGGGUGUAGUAAUGGAGUCAGAUAAUGAGAUGAGAACCGCCUGUUAUGGGGAGGAGAGAUUUGAAGAAAGAACGACGUCACAUAUCAUAUAAAUAUUCAUGUAUUUCCAUAAGCUGGGGUUGGUUGCUUGCCACAUGGGGCCUUGAAACAACCCAGCGCUGUAAAACUUUUUCAUAUCUGAUCAAUAAAUAGCUUAUUUUUUAAGACCGUGUCUUUCCUCUAAUUAUGAACAUGCAAUGGACCCUUAAAGUCCAACACUCAUUAACAAAUUGAAUUGCCCUAAACUACAGCAAAUUAUUUCUACACACAUCUACACAUGCAAGCUGUGUCAUCGAUAUUAAGUAAUUAAAAUAGCAUUUUCAAUUGAUCUUAAAACAGGCAGUUGUUGAUUUUAUAAAACACAUUUAUUCAAAUUAAACAAUGAAAACUUUCAUUCAUUUAUCUUUAAAUAUAUUUUUUACAUGACAGUAUGCGAAAACAACAACAUAAACAUAACAUAUUUAAAAUAAUCAAAACCUUUCCGCGUCUGCUUUAUUAAUCUCCAUUCUAAAAUAAAACAUUUCAAAAAAUUACCAGGAAAUAAUCGUGAUAGGCUGCUCUUUCUUUAUAGCUUUAAUUAGGAUCUAGAAGAUAAAAUUACCCGAAAGUGUUAUCAUUGUUAAAUAAAUUACGGAUGUGCGUCUUUACGUCAAGGUCGUGAUUCUACAUAACAACAUCCGCUUGACCUCGCAACGCCAAGAAGAAGAAAGGCGUGGAACAUUUGCUUAAGCCUGUCAAGAUCUUCAGAUGAUGUUUGAGAAAAAAAGUCAUCAUCCUCUUCGUCACUCUUCAUCCGUAUUUGGGGUAACAAACAGCUGCUUCCCACAAGAGACUGGACCGCUGAAGUCAGGUGACCUGCACCUUCCUUGAACAUGUUGGUAACUUACUCUGUAUUUGUUCACGGUGGUCACCCCAGGGUCUCAGGACUCAAAACGAGUGAUCUAUGGAUUGAACAGAAAAUGUGGAUCAACACUCCAACCAUCUGCAUUAGGGACUGAAUAAAGGAUGCCCUCUGUAGCUGGGAAUGUUAGAUCAGGCGGAUCAACAUUCCAUCCAUCUGCAUUAGGAUCUACCUUAGAGACACUCACUGGAGCUGUAAAGGGAAGCAGGUCACUUACUUUUCAUUCGUCCUUGGUGGUCACCCCAGGGUCUCUAGAGUGAAAAUUACUCAAUCUAUGGAUUAAACAGAAAAUGUAGUUUUAUGAAGUGCAAUUUGGGACAUUCUUCCAGUUGUCGGCAACUUUGUGAAAAAGGCUGGAAACUAAAAUGCAGUGUAACUGAUUCUGCUUACCUGACUCAUGCAGAAUUCUGGCCUGGUGUUUGGUCCGUGCUGUCUUUGGCUCUUGCAUCUCCAUCAUCCUGACCUUCUUUAGCAGCCUGUCCAUGUAUUUAUUUGGAGGCCACCAUGAGCACCCAUCUGCAUAAUAUGACUUUGUUACUCAGUUGUCCAUGCUCCUACAAAUUCUACAUUUUUUUGUAAAGCUGCAACAAGUUGAAACCCUAUAAUUAUUAACAUUUAAUUUUGAAUUAUGUAAUUCAAAUACAUGAAUAAGUAACAAAAGCAGAAAUAUAUUAAGACAUUACCUUUUUGUUGAUUGUUUACUGAUCUAUAAAUCCUUUUGCAUUCUCAUAAUUGAUCAUCAUAACUUGGUAUACAGUGGAUGUGUGGCUGUAGAUAACUUUCUGAAGUCAAUUUAAAAAGGCAAAAGUUAAUAAAUGCUAAAUUGGUCAAAUAU
Messenger RNA from Misgurnus anguillicaudatus (oriental weatherfish), 10573 nucleotides. The record is from RefSeq and is a predicted model, not a curated record. NCBI's taxonomy places the organism in Eukaryota, Metazoa, Chordata, Actinopteri, Cypriniformes, Cobitidae.